Molecule: messenger RNA, 1548 nt
Organism: Branchiostoma belcheri (Belcher's lancelet)
Lineage: Eukaryota; Metazoa; Chordata; Leptocardii; Amphioxiformes; Branchiostomatidae
Product: N(4)-(Beta-N-acetylglucosaminyl)-L-asparaginase-like
Exons: 10
Coding region: 7-1050 (347 amino acids)
Biological process (GO): protein deglycosylation
Cellular component (GO): lysosome
Molecular function (GO): N4-(beta-N-acetylglucosaminyl)-L-asparaginase activity
Source: RefSeq, a predicted model, not a curated record
UUCAAAAUGGCGGCGCGAAAGUGUGUUUUGUUGCUCGUGACAUGUCUUGCUGCUUGUUUCGGGGAGACUGGGGCCCAGAAAACCUUCGUUCCCCUGGUUAUCAAUACCUGGGGAUUCAUGAACGCCACAGAGAAAGCCUGGACAGCCCUGAGUAAUGGUGGCUCAGUCCUGGAUGCUGUGGAGAAAGGCUGUACUGAGUGUGAGGCAGAACAGUGUGACUUCACUGUCGGAUAUGGAGGAAGCCCUGAUGAACAUGGAGAAACAACAUUAGAUGCUCUCAUCAUGGAUGGGACAAGUCUUGAUGUUGGAGCGGUCGCUGAUUUACGCAGAGUGAAGAAUGCCAUCUCUGUUGCCCGCAACGUGAUGGAGCAUACCACUCACACCAUGCUCGUGGGGGAGCAAGCUACAGCCUUUGCAAUAGAGAUGGGUUUUGCGGAGACUGACCUGCACACACACAGGUCCAUUGAACAGUGGAUAGCAUGGAUUAACAAGAAAUGUCAGCCUAACUACAGAAAGAACGUCUCACCAGACCCCAGUAAGUCCUGUGGACCUUACAAGCCUCUCAACACUGAUAACUUGAAGGAAAUGCCACGCUACAGCCCCCACUCUGAUGAAUAUGACCAUGACACUAUUGGAAUGAUAGUGAUAGGUGCCAAUGGGACGGCAGGUGGAUCCUCCACCAAUGGAGCCCUGCACAAAGUACCUGGUCGAGUGGGAGAUGCUCCCAUUGCAGGAGCGGGGGUGUACGUUGACAGUGAAGUUGGAGGGGCAGCAGGGACAGGUGAUGGGGACAUCACCAUGAGAUUUCUACCCAGUUACCAAGCAGUAGAGUACAUGCGUGGUGGGAUGGCGCCUGCAAAGGCCUGCCAGCUGGCCCUGAGUAGAAUAGGCAAGAAGUACCCAAACUACCACGGUGCUCUGGUGUGUGCCAACAUCAAGGGGGAGUAUGGUGCCGCCUGCCACUGGCCUGGGCUGGACAAGUUUCCCUACUCCAUUCGGAACCCCACUGUCAAGUCCACCACUGUGGAACUAGUGGACUGCCAACAGUAGUAAGACCAUAUAUAUAUACAGUGGGUAGCUCCUGCACUGACAAUGGUGUGGGCUGGUAACACAUGGAUUUAACUUUGAACAACUUAGCUUAAUGCAUACCCUGGAGCUGUGGAGCAUAGUUGUGGAUUAUUGGACUGGAACAUUAUUGUCAGCUUACUACUUCAGUGAAACAUACGAUUACAACUAGAACCAGUAUACCAGAAUGCCAUUUUUGAAGCUUAUAUACAUGAGUAAGUAAGUUAUAUGCAGUGCUGCCCAUUUGACCAUCUUCAAAUGUUUCUUUGAACCUUGACUGACUUCAAUGUAGUAGUAUACUAGAUGCUAUGCACUAACAUAUAUCUUAAAGUACAUGAAUUACUGCAAUAGAGCCAUGAAUGAAAAAGAUGCGCAAGCUCACCAGACAGUUUUUUUAUUGAUUGAUGUCUUCUUUAAUGGAUAUUAUUGCAGCUGUACAAGCAAUAAGACAUCAUUGGAUUAUAAUACAAUAUACAAGCACAU